Messenger RNA from Ramularia collo-cygni, 963 nucleotides. Its product is annotated as related to aliphatic nitrilase. The transcript has 8 exons. Bases 1 to 963 code for a protein of 320 amino acids. The record is from RefSeq and is a predicted model, not a curated record. Gene Ontology annotation, molecular function: catalytic activity. NCBI's taxonomy places the organism in Eukaryota, Fungi, Ascomycota, Dothideomycetes, Mycosphaerellales, Mycosphaerellaceae.
AUGACGACCGCCCGAACUGUUCGCGUUGCCGUCACUCAGCAUGAACCUGUAUGGCUCGAUCUUGAGGGAACGGUCCAAAAGACCAUCAAGAUCAUCGAAGAAGCUGCUGCAGCAGAAGCCAAGAUUGUAGCGUUUCCAGAAUGUUGGAUUCCAGGAUAUCCUACUUGGAUUUGGUCCAGACCAGUUGACUUUGACCUGGGUACGAAGUAUGUUCAGAACUGCCUAAAGGUCAACAGCCCCGAGAUGAAGCGCAUUCAAGACGCAGCCCGCGAUUCGAACAUCAGUGUAGCUUUGGGCUUUUCAGAGCGAGAUGGUGAGAGCGUCUAUAUCGCCCAAGCCUUAAUCGACGCCACAGGAGAGAUACAGAUGACACGCAGGAAGCUGAAGCCAACUCACAUGGAACGAACAAUCUUCGGCGACGCUUCUGRUGAUUGCUUGGCCAAGGUCGUUGAUCUUCCUGAAGUCGGCAAGGUCGGCAGUCUUUCAUGCUGGGAGCACAUCCAGCCUCUACUCAAGUACUAUACGCUCUCGCAGGGAGAGCAGAUCCACAUCGCUGCUUGGCCGCCUCUCGAUCCGUUUGUUGAUGGCAGUCCUGGCUUCUACAGUAUGUCCGUCGAAGGUUGCAGGAACCAAGCCCAGUCCUAUAGUAUUGAAUCUCAGACUUUCGUGCUGCACGCCACGACAGUUCUUUCGCAGAAAGGAGUUGAUACGCUGAAGACCGCCGGCGCACCGAUCAUGGGGUCUGCCCAACCAGGCUCCUCAGCCGUCAUCGGCCCCGACGGUCGUAUCCUCUCCGAGCCUGGCACUGCUGAUGGGAAGCUGAUCAUUGCCGACCUUGACCUCAAUCUCAUUACCAAAACGAGAACUUUCGCGGACGCUGCUGGGCAUUACUCUCGCCCGGACUUGAUGUGGCUUGGUGUUGAUGACCAGAAGAAGUCCGUGGUUCGACACGAGACCAAGUGA